AUCAACGCAACACGGGUUUUAUGCUAACCGCGGGCUUCAAUCUGCACACAGAGGAACACUCACAAAAGCCAUUUUUAAUCAUUUGCAUUUGACAAGAAUGCCAUUAUUUUGUAUUUGACAGACAGUACAACCAUCAUGAAUCUUGACAGGCUUCGUAAAAGAGUGAGACACUACAUUGAUCAGCAACAGUAUCAAAGUGCUCUCUUCUGGGCCGACAAAAUAGCAUCCCUGUCACAUGAGGAUCCUCAAGAUAUUUAUUGGUUAGCACAGUGCCUUUAUUUGACAGCACAGUAUCACAGAGCCUCUCAUGCGCUCAGAUCUCGCAAACUUGACAAGUUGUAUGGGGCCUGUCAGUAUCUAGCUGCAAGAUGUCAUUAUGCUGCCAAAGAAUAUCAACAAGCUCUGGACAUACUGGACAUGGAGGAAGCAGCCAGUAAAAAGUUAUUGGACAAGAAUUUAAAGGAGGAGAAUGGCUCAAGGGAAAUUGUAAAAGAUUGGGAAAUGUCCCCUGCCUCAAUCAAUAGCUCCAUCUGUCUCCUGCGGGGGAAGAUCUAUGAUGCCAUGGACAACAGACCCCUGGCCACGUCUAGCUACAAAGAGGCCUUGAAACUAGAUGUCUACUGCUUUGAAGCCUUUGACCUUUUAACGUCCCAUCACAUGUUGACCGCUCAAGAGGAAAAAGAUUUCUUGGAUUCUCUGCCAUUAAGUCAACAAUGCACAGAAGAGGAAGUGGAGUUGCUGCAUUUCCUGUUUGAAAACAAGUUAAAGAAGUAUAACAAACCUAGCGAGAUGGUGGUCCCAGAUAUAGUCAACGGUCUUCAGGACAACCUGGAUGUUGUCGUCUCCCUUGCAGAGCGACAUUAUUACAACUGUGACUUCAAAAUGUGCUACUCUCUUACGUCAAUGGUUAUGGUGAAAGACCCAUUUCAUGCCAACUGUUUACCGGUGCACAUAGGAACCCUUGUAGAGCUGAGCAAAGCAAAUGAGUUGUUUUACCUGUCUCAUAAACUGGUGGAUUUGUAUCCUAGCAAUCCAGUUUCAUGGUUUGCUGUUGGAUGUUACUACCUCAUGGUUGGACAUAAAAAUGAACAUGCAAGACGCUAUCUCAGUAAAGCCACCACUCUGGAGCGCACGUACGGCCCAGCGUGGAUUGCAUACGGCCACUCGUUCGCGGUAGAGAGUGAACAUGACCAGGCCAUGGCUGCAUACUUCACCGCAGCACAGCUUAUGAAAGGAUGUCACCUGCCAAUGCUGUACAUCGGUCUAGAGUAUGGACUCACUAAUAACCCAAAGCUGGCGGAGCAUUUUUUUAGUCAAGCCCUCAGCAUCGCACCCGAGGACCCCUUUGUCAUACAUGAGGUGGCUGUGGUUGCCUUCCAAAAUGGAGAUUAUAAAACAUCUGAGAAGUUGUUUCUAGAUGCUAUGGAGAAGAUCAAAGCCAUUGGAAACGAGGUGACAGUAGACAAAUGGGAGCCGCUCUUAAACAAUUUGGGUCAUGUGUGUCGAAAAUUGAAGAAAUACGAACAGGCUCUUGAAUACCACAGGCAAGCUUUGGUUCUCAUCCCACAGAAUGCCUCAACUUACUCAGCCAUCGGUUAUGUGCACAGCCUCAAGGGAGAUUUCGAAAGCGCCAUUGACUACUUUCACACUGCACUUGGACUAAAAAGAGAUGACACGUUUUCUGUCACCAUGCUGGGCCACUGCAUUGAGAUGUAUAUCAGCGAUUCAGAUGCUUACAUUGGAACUGAUAUAAAAGACAAAGUGAGAAAGACUCUCAACACACCUGCACUAAUGAAGAUGCUCAACACUUCUGCCGACGGCAACGAGAGCAGAGCACAACCCGUAGAAGAAGUAAACGUGUGCAUAGAAACGCCAUCAUUCAAUGCGGACAAACAAACCGAUGCUUUUCAGCGCUUCCUCUUAGAAUGUGACAUGCAUGAGAGCGACAUGAUGCUGGAGACGUCCAUGUCUGACACCAGCACAUGAUUUGAGACCUGUAAACGGCUCAAAGAGGAACUUAAAGCAUGAAAUGAUGAAAGAAUGUGAUGCAGACGAGGACGUGACACUCCCUCCCUCCUCCUCCACCUCGAUCGUGUCCUCUGUGUUGGACCCCUGUGGAUUUUUUUACUAUGAAUAAAUGUAAAGAAGUGAAUGCAAAA
This is a messenger RNA of Danio rerio (zebrafish), 2159 nucleotides long. RefSeq names its product cell division cycle 16 homolog (S. cerevisiae) (gene cdc16). Lineage: Eukaryota; Metazoa; Chordata; Actinopteri; Cypriniformes; Danionidae. The record is from RefSeq and is marked validated.